AUGGGUGGAAUACCACUAGGACCAGUCUUGGCAUCAGCUAUAUCUAUUAUUUAUGUCAAUCACCCGGAGUCCAAGAUAAACCUAAACAGCUAUCUAAAUUUGUUCGCAGACGAUGCAAAAGUACAUUAUUUUUUCCAGGUCGUCCGACUCAGCCUCCACGACGCCCAGCUGUUGCUCGACGACCCGAGGAACGCUGGCAUGAAGGUCAUCCACCUGAUGCGGGAUCCUAGAGGGAGUCUCAACUCUCGGUGGUCGUUGUAUUGGUGUUUGAGUCCCGAGUGCAGGGAUUCGGAGACGGUGUGUCGUCAACAGCUGGCCGACCUCAAACUCGUCCCGGAGCUCGAGGGCAGCUAUCCCAGCAGGUACAAAUUCGUUUUGUAUGAGGACCUGAGCCUGCGCCCCGACAAGGUGGUGAGGGAGUUGUGGCGGUUCCUAAAUCUGAAGCCCAAUCGCCGGACGCUGGCCCUCCUCGCCAGGAACACGAAGACGCCCUCCACGCAGCCCUAUAGCACCCUCAGAAACAGCCCUUGCCACACCUUCAGCUGGAGGAAGAAACUCAACUACACCAUGCUCACGAAGGUGCAAGAGAAAUGCAAGGACGUCAUCUGGGGGCUUGGGAUGCGCCUCUUCGCGUCCGAAGAAGAGUAUCGCAACCUCUCGGUAUCCGUGAUGCUGAAGGAGGGUCCGUCUCCUGCGUGUAUGGAGGCGGAGCUUGAGGGCGCGGGGGGUGGGAGCUUCGUCGGAGUUGCCCGUGAAGGACAAUUUGACUUACAUAUAUGAGAAGAAAAUUAAAUGCGUCCAUCUAAAGUCAUACAUAUGCAAGGGUAUGUAAAAACAGCUACAGGAUCAUGCACACACAUACAUAUAUAUAGGUACCAAAAACAUGUAAACUCACACUUAUAUUUGUACUCAUAUACAUAGACUUACACAUUUAUUGUUAUACCCAUAUGCUCACAUCUUCACUCACACGUACAGUUAAGCGUAAGCGUAAAUGUACAUAUUCGAGCUCACACAAAAGUAUCCUCGUGUGUAUGUAUGUGUAAACGGCAUUCACACCCAAAGCCUUUUCAUGCACUUAACUGCACUUCGGCUCCAAAGAGCAGCUUUAACAAGAAAGCCUAAACGAUAUUCCACUACAAAAGGGCGGGAAAAAAUCUUGUAAAUAGAAUUCUCCUUGUUGGAGGAACUUUGUCCGAGAUUGCUUGACUUCUGUGCAAACAUGUAUUAUAUUUUGAGAUGGUGUUUUUCCAUUAUAUCAAAGUAAUAAUUACUUUUUAUUAUACAGUUGUGCUUAUUAAUUUACUUCAUAUCGUAACGUGUUUGAUAUCACCCAGUACUUAAAGAUUCUUGGAAUAUUUUCCGACGGAGAACUAGGAGAGGAAGACGACUAUGCAGUUUGAAACGAAGGUCCUCGUUAUGUGCAGCAAAUUGUUUGAGAAAAAUUGUGAACUUGAACUGACCCAUAUAAUAAAAUACGGGUUUCAAUCUGGCAGACACGACAAACCUUGUAGUUAACAGAUACCCAAAGAAACAAGUUUUGAGAAAAAAUCUCUACCCCUGUGAAUGCAAAAAGACUCCAGCUUUGGUAGAUUAAACGAACGACGCCAACGCCUCAUUAGGGCAAUUUUUUUCCUUAGAGUAUUAGUUUUAUCCUUAUGCAUUUACCUUUUUCCUUCAAAUAACGCAUGAAUAACCCAUAUAACAAUGCAGCGUCGUUGAAAAGUUCUUUUGUGAAGGACAUUUUUUCGUUAUUUUUGUUUGUAUUUUUGUAUACUCCUGACCUUGAUUAAAACCGUUGAAGGCAGUCGCAAGCACGGGGUAACCAACAAGAGGAAAAACGGGGGAAAAAUGCGCAGUUGCAUAUAAUGGGCGCAUGCAUUUCAGAUUUUGUUCUACUUCCUGCCAGUCCUUUCAAUUCCUAUAUCCUUACUUUCUUAAAAUUCAAGGUUAAUUAACCAAAAUACGAGAGUAAAGAAACAAGGAAAGCUCCCCUGGCAAUUAUGUAAAUAAUGAUGAUAUUAAACACACUAACAACAAAAAGUUCUGCACAGCACGCAAUGCGCACGGAAAGUAGCAUUACAAGUAAAUGUCAAUAGAUGUACUAGGUAAAGAACAAAACAAAGGAAGAUCACCACCGAUCAACAAGCGAGUCAAUGCAGCCCUCGAAGGCAAUUGCAAAAGCAUGCAUCAGAAACCAAUCGGCAGAAAAAGACCUGUAUUCACCACUGACCAUUUGUAUCGCUGUGUAUAUAUUGGCAGACAGGCAGGUGGCAGGCAGGCAGCGAA
Penaeus chinensis is the source of this 2286-nucleotide messenger RNA. Its product is annotated as carbohydrate sulfotransferase 1-like. Bases 1 to 780 code for a protein of 259 amino acids. Gene Ontology annotation, molecular function: N-acetylglucosamine 6-O-sulfotransferase activity. The record is from RefSeq and is a predicted model, not a curated record. NCBI's taxonomy places the organism in Eukaryota, Metazoa, Arthropoda, Malacostraca, Decapoda, Penaeidae. The transcript is spliced from 4 exons. Gene Ontology annotation, biological process: sulfur compound metabolic process; N-acetylglucosamine metabolic process.